Messenger RNA from Mizuhopecten yessoensis (Yesso scallop), 2047 nucleotides. Its product is annotated as myomodulin neuropeptides 2-like. Lineage: Eukaryota; Metazoa; Mollusca; Bivalvia; Pectinida; Pectinidae. The coding region runs from base 206 to 1222 and encodes 338 amino acids. The transcript is spliced from 2 exons. The record is from RefSeq and is a predicted model, not a curated record.
GCGUCACUUUCCGUCACAGCUAAGGUAUAAGAGCGGUAUCAUCCGUCACUAGGAACAAAGGUGGCAUACGGCAAUCACACAGCACCAACUGUUAACCAACGACAGCCACCGCUUACAAUACUGGUCAUUGCUGGACGGACUUGCUUAUCCUAUAAGUGACAUUUUUUGGGGGAUAGCUGGUGUGCGAGUUUGAGAGAACUCUAGGAUGAAAUACAUUUUACCUAUAAUACUGCUACUGCAUUGCCAUCAACUUAUCACAGGUUCAACAGACAAUGAUAACACAUCCGAGGAAAAUGGAUCCCCGCUUAACAGGGUACGACGGGGCGGGCUCAGUAUGUUGCGAUUAGGGCGUGGCCUUCAGAUGCUGCGCUUAGGCAAGCGUAGCAUGCCCAUGAACAGAAUUGGCCGAUCUCUGGACACUCUAAGCUCUGACGAACUCAAAUACCUAUUAGUAUCAGUUCUGGGGGACAAGUUUAACCAUCGUAGACAGGUGCCCCUUCCCAGGUACGGCCGCGAGGAUCGCGAGGACGCUGAGCUACAGUGGCUUUUAGAACACAUAGGAUCUGACAGGGUAAACACCGAUGAGAGCAGCGAAGGUCUCUACGAUCUUGACGAUGAAUCACCCCGACAAAUUCGUUUGGCGCCGCGCCCAGGGCGUUUUAGGCGCUCCACGGACGAACAGGACAAACAGGACGCUACACAGAAAGGCGCGUAUAUCCAAGACGUAGAGGAAGACAAAAAUGAAGAAGAAAAAGCAAUACCAUUACCGAGAGUUGGGCGCAUUCUUUACGGGGGUGAGCGUGCUCUGCCCCUCCCCAGACUGGGACGGGAUGAAAUGUAUGACUACGUUUACACUCUCGAACCCGCCAAGGAUUCUGAGGACAGUGAUGUAGACAAACGCGGAAUGCACAUGCUAAGACUCGGCCGUGGAAUGAAUAUGUUGAGACUCGGAAAACGACCAAUGAGCAUGCUCAGACUUGGUAGAAGUGAAAUCCAACAGGAAGCUAAUAAAGGAGACGACAAACGAUCUCUGAGCAUGCUCCGUCUUGGAAAACGUUUGCGUAUGCUUCGUCUUGGCAAGCGUCCCGAUGACGGUGACAGAUCAUUACGCAUGAUGCGCUUGGGUAAAAAGGACGUUGAUGAUAGCGGAUCAGACUCAGAACACAGUGUUGAAACAAGAGGCAUGCACAUGCUCAGAUUGGGAAGAAAUGUAUAUAAAUAGUAACAAUGGACCAUUAUCAAAUAGUAUAUAUUUUUGACUCUUGUACAAAAGUGUUUAUAUACAAACCGUGAUGAUUUUUAUUUAAAAGACACAAAAAAAAACCUGGGUGAAAACAUAGACUCUACAACUCAGAUCUCCGCGGGCCAGCUUAUUUAUUGAACAAAUUUAGUGUUUCUGUGUUUCCUGUUUUGUUUUGUUUGAUUGUUUAAAUAUGCAGAUUGUUUUUAUCAAACAUUAUCUUUACAUUACUAUGUAUAAAGGUUCGCCCAUUAUGCUCAUAAUAUAUAUCGUUGGAAAAUACAAUGAUGAACACCAUUCUCUUGUUUGGGUAUUUAAUUAUUGAGUUACAGGAUGUACCUUAAGAUUGUGUAGGUAAUACUCCAGUUGACAAUAUUCAAUCUAACGAUGUAUAAUUCGAUCAGAAACGUACGUAAGAUUUUAUAGGUAAUACCCGAAUUGACAAUAUUCCAUCUAACGAAUUAUAGCAUAAUUUGAUAAAAAAAAAGCAAUUAUUUUUAACAGAGCCGUUUCAAAACACACACCAUACUCAACAAAGAUUAAGAAAAGGGUUGGGAACUUAUGAAAAUAUCACUCCUUUCAAAAGUAUACAAGCAUGCAGCGACCUGAAACUUGUAUAUGGUCGAACUGUUUACCUGAAUCUACCUGGAUUCGAUCUAUGUUCGAUGUUCCCAUCUCUAGACCACCUUGAUUAAACUAUUAUCAAACUACAUAUCCGAUUAUUCAAAUCCAAACGGAAAGAAAUGACACUUAGCAAAGAUGCUAUCCCACCUAAUCAUGGAGUCAAUAAAUAUUCUUAAAUAUGGC